Molecule: messenger RNA, 309 nt
Organism: Knipowitschia caucasica
Lineage: Eukaryota; Metazoa; Chordata; Actinopteri; Gobiiformes; Gobiidae
Source: the annotation of a GenBank genome assembly
AUGUACCCUUUAGAGCUGCAGUUUGCUCACGCCUCUCCUCUCUCUGCAGACACGGCACAGUUGGCCGAGGUGAUCCUGACCUCAGCUGUCAUCAGUGAGGCUGAAGGUCCUCCUGCCCCGUGGGUGGAGUUCUGCUCCUGUCCUGUGGGCUUCAUGGGGCAGUUCUGUGAGCAGUGUUCUAGAGGAUUCACCAGGGAACACCCGGGAAGAGGACCUCUCUCAGCAUGUGUCCCCUGCAACUGCCACCAGCACGGGACAUGUCACCCAGAGACCGGUAAGACCCUCACUGUCAAAUGCUUUUUUAUCUAA